This is a messenger RNA of Nicrophorus vespilloides, 2418 nucleotides long. Its product is annotated as zinc finger protein 2 homolog. Gene Ontology annotation, biological process: regulation of transcription by RNA polymerase II. Gene Ontology annotation, molecular function: DNA-binding transcription activator activity, RNA polymerase II-specific; RNA polymerase II cis-regulatory region sequence-specific DNA binding; zinc ion binding. Lineage: Eukaryota; Metazoa; Arthropoda; Insecta; Coleoptera; Silphidae. Gene Ontology annotation, cellular component: nucleus. The transcript is spliced from 8 exons. The record is from RefSeq and is a predicted model, not a curated record. Bases 111 to 2351 code for a protein of 746 amino acids.
CAGCACUGUCAGUGGGAGUACGAUUUGUAAAUAGUGCAUUAUUUUUAUUAUCGGAAAGUGGGAGAUUUAUAUUGGAAAUGUUUAAUGGAAGUUAGUGUUGAUUGAAGCAGAUGGGCACGAAAAUGAAAAUGGAUAAACUGUGCAGAUCAUGCAUGUGUGUUGCCGGCGAAAUACGGCAACUGUUCACAAGUGCAGGAGGCGAAGACGAAGAUGAUGCGACUAGCAAAGAGGUGGUGCAGCAGCACACUCACUUGGCUCAAAUGAUCAUGGCCUGUUCAGAUAUUAAAAUUGAAAGUGGAGAUGGGUUACCAGCAGCUCUGUGUUUGCAGUGUGAAAUGAAGGUGAUCAUUGCUUUUGACUUCAAACAACUGUGUGAAAAAUCUGAUGCCACACUUAGGGCUUCUAUCAGUGGUACCACAGAUGAUAUUGCAUCAAGCUCAUCUUGGCAAGAUUUGAUCAAUGUAAUGGAUACUUGCUUGCAUUGCGAUAAACGUUUCAAAUCUAAUCAGAAGCUGGAGGAGCAUAUGAAAACCCAUCAGACUUUGUGUGAGCAUUGCAAUAUAAAUUUUGAUAGUGUGGAGAAGCUGAUGGAGCACAAAAAAGAUCAUGAAGUGAGCAUUUUGGUGGUUAAGAAUGAGGUGGAAGAUGGCAUGGACAAUGAAGCUGAUAAUUAUAUAGAUGAAACCAUGGAACCGUCACCGGAGAACUUUGCUACGUCGUUCGAGUGCGAGCAGUGCGAGAAAGUUUUUAACUCGAAAAUAGGUUUGAAGAUUCAUAUGAGAAAGCAUGGUGGUCAAGGAAGCGGCAACUCUUGCAGCAUCUGCAGUAAGACAUUUUCUAAGGCGUCGAUGAUGAAGAAGCACAUGGAAACGACACACGAAGUGUAUGAGGAGAAAAACGGAAAAAAAAUCAUGGAAUGCGAAUUCUGCGAUCGAAAGUUCAAAUACAAGAAGAGCUUCGAUCACCACAUGAGCAGCGAACAUGGAAUCGCAGAGGAUGACGACGAGGAUAGCGAUACUCCAUUGAGCGAAUUCGUUAAGAAUAGUUCAUCUAUGAACGAGGAGGACGUGUUGACUCCUAAAAUUGAAAUACAAAUAGAAGAAGAGGUUGUAGAUGAUAUGAAGGAGACGAUCAAGAAGAGAGCCAAGUGUCACGAAUGCCACGUAUGCAAUACGAAAUUCUCUCGGACUAACCAUUUGACCCGGCACAUGACGCUGCACAGGGCCGUGCUAAUCUUCAAAUGUGACAAGUGCGAUAAAUCAUUUGCAACGCAAGAUUUCUUGGAUAAGCACAACGAGGAAGAUCACAUCAACAAACCGUACACCUGCACCGUCUGUAAAAAAACUUUCAGCCGAGGAGAGCAUCUCAUCAGGCAUCUCAAGCAGCACAUGCCCACCAUCACGGAGAUGCUGCAGUGUUCAGUUUGCAUGAAGGAGUUUAAAAGAUCGGAUCAUCUUGCGCGGCAUAUUAAGAUCCAUCUUCAGCAGGAUAAGAGGCACGUUUGCACGGAGUGCGGUAAAACGUUUAAUCGAUUAGACAAUUUGAAGACGCACCAAAGGACACACACUGGACAAAAGUAUAAUGCCAAAUUGCAUUUGUGCAUCUACUGCGGCAAAGAGUUUAAUAAUUCCAGUAACAUGAUCGUGCACAUGCGUAGGCACACGGGAGAGAGGCCGUACAAGUGCAAACAGUGCGGCAAAGGUUUUCCAAGAUCGCACGAUCUAAAAUGCCACGAGCGAACGCAUUCUGGAGAGAAACCCUACCUAUGUACUUUAUGCGGUAAAUCGUUUAACAAGAGCAACAAAUUGUUGAGGCACACAAGAGUCCACACUGGGGAGAGGCCUUACGUGUGCAACCUCUGUGGGCGUGCCUUCACUCAGUCCAAUGAUCUUGCGCUGCACAUGCGACGGCACACCGGAUCACGUCCAUAUGCGUGCGGGGUGUGUCCAGCUCGAUUCAUCCAAUCGGGACAAUUGAAGACGCACAGGAAAACCACUGGCCAUUGGAUGGAAAUACAGCCCGAUUUAAAGGGCGGUCAUCGGGUGGAGCCGGUGGUGGCCACCACCGAUCUGACGCCGGUCAAGUUCAAGAUGAGCGCGAAAUACAAGGACGAUCUGGAGGACGCGACGCAUCAAGAAGAAGGGCAUUCUAGCAAUCAGGAGCAGUUGGUCGAUGAAGUGCAGAGUAGAAGUGUUGUUCCUCAGUUCACCGUUGUCGAUUUGCAGCAGUUUUCACCCGAGAAACCCAAAGAUCAUCCGGAGCAGAGCACAUUCCACGCCUACACGGCCACACCCACCUCUAGUACCUUCACAGUAACUACCAGUGAACAGUUUCACUAUCAGAGCUUCUAACGCUUCAUACGAGUCCGUCAUCGAUUUAUUGUAACACUUUGUUAAGGACAUAUUUUGAAUUGAAAAU